AUGACCGGCCUGCCGAUCGAUCAGGUCGAUGCCCUCAGCAGGGUGAAGACGACUGAGGAGAUCGGCGGCCUUCUUCAGGGUUUGGUUGAGGCGCUCGGUUUUGCGGCCUACUCCUACGUUCAUGUCCGACCGCCGCUGGGCAAGCGCAUCCGCUCCUUCGUCCCGGCCGAUUCGCCGAACGGGCGCGUGGUGCACGAGUUUCUCGCCACCUUCCCGGAUUCCUGGAUUGGGCACUAUCUGGCGCGCGGCUAUGGCGAUAUCGAUCCGACUUUCCUUGCCGCAACCGGCACCACGCUGCCGUUUGACUGGCUGACCCUGACCGCACGGGGCGACCUCAGCAGCGGUCAGCGCCGGCUGUUGAACGAGGCCGAGGAUUUCGGCCUGGGCCUUGGGGCGACCGUACCCAUCCACGGUCCGGACAGCGGACUGUCGACCCUCAAUGUUACCGCCCGCCAGGCCCAGCCGGCCUUCGAGGGAACAUAUCGGCAGUCCCGCCAUGACCUCGUCUGGAUCGCCGCCCAGGUUCACGAGGCUUUUCUGCGGCUUUCACAGGACGCGCCGGAAACGCAGCGCGUGCGCCUUACCGACCGCGAACGCGACUGCCUUUUGUGGACGGCGCGCGGGAAGACCGCUUGGGAGGUCGGCCAGAUCCUCUCUAUCUCCGAAGAGACGGUACUGUUCCACCUGAAGAACGGCACCCGCAAGCUGGGCGCCUGCCGGGAUCCGAAACCAGGGGGGGACCGCGCCGUGAUCGACGUUGUAACGCCGGAUUUCUACAGCGCUUACGCCAAGGAUCUGAGGGCGAUGUUUCAACAGCGCUUCCGCGUUUUCAGGCAGCGGCUGGGCUGGGACGUUUCUUCCGAGGCGGGUGAGGAGCGCGACGGCUUCGACACGCUCUAUCCGACCUACCUGCUUGCCAGCGACCAGGACGGCGCGCUCGUCGGCAGUUGGCGGUUCCUGCCGACGACCGGUCCCUACAUGCUGCGCGAUGUUUUCCCGGAGCUCCUGGAAGGCGAGAAGGCGCCUUAUCAUCCGCUGGUCUGGGAGGGCAGCCGCUUUGCGGUGGAGGGCCGCAGCACCCGCGGGCGCACCAGCAGCGAGCUGCUCUGCGCGGUGACCGAGACCUGCCUGGCGAUGGGCAUCCGCGAACUCAUCACCGUCUACGACGCCAGGAUGGAGCGCCUGCUGCCACGGCUGGGCUGUCCGCCGCGCCGGCAGUCUGAAGGCAGACGCAUCGGCAAGGAAAUCGCCUUCGCCGGCCGCUUUGACAUGACCCAUGCAACGCUGGCGAACCUGCGCGCGGUUGCCGGCAUUCGCGGCUCGGUCAUCCGCAACGCCUUCGCCCUGGAACAGCAGGCCGAUGCCGAGGCCAUCAAGCGAUGCCUCGAUUACCUGAGGAUCGAAGCCAAACGCACAGGGCUUUCCUUUGCCGCCCACCUGAUCGGAGUCGCUGCGGAGGCCGUCGAGGACUCGAUCGCGCUGACCGAGAAGUCGGUGGCUCAGGUGGAGCGCAAAGACGCCAAGCCGGUGCCCGACGUUUCCAACGUCCCAUCGACGCACGGACCGCUCGUCCGCGGACUGGCUGGUGACGGCGUUUCACGCCCGGGUCCGGACCAACAGGAGAUCUGCACCAUGAGCCUUGUCGUCGAUCGUUGCGAAGGGUUUGGAGAUCUUGACCGCGGGUCCGCCGUUCCGGCCUUGAAGGGACUGCCGCUGCUGGGCCUCGCGCCGGCACUGCGCCGCGAUCCGCUGCGCUUCUUCACGCGGGUGGCCGCGGACCAUGGCGAUGCGGUCUGGUUGCACCUGGGACCGGACCGGGUCCUGAUGGUGAACGACCCAGCGAUGAUCCGUCACGUUCUGCAGGACAAUCGCCCGAACUACGUGAAGAGCCGCUUCUACGACAUGAUGCGGCCGGUUCUGGGCGAAGGCAUCUUUCUGGCCGAGGGCGAUGACUGGCUGGGGCAGCGCAAGACCGCGCUGCGCAGCUUUCAGGGUUGCCAGCUGCGCCGCAUGACCGCGGCGAUGCAGGAUGCGGUCGACGACAUGCUGCAGCGCUGGCAACUGCCCGCGGCCCGGGGCGAGGCGCUCGACGUUGUGCCGGAGAUGAUGCGGCUGACCCUGGACAUUCUGAUGCGCACCCUGUUCUCCGUCCGGCUGGACGGUGACCACGAAGAGGUCUUUCAGGCCAUGACCGUUGUGCUGCGCGACGCGGAGCGCCGCGUCUGGUCGCCGUUUCAGAUGCCCCGCUGGCUGCCGACGGCGCGCAACCGGUCGGUGGCGAAGGCGCUCGCCGUCCUCGACCGCUUUGUCUACACCAUGAUCGCAGAGCGGCGUCGCGCCGGCGCAGAGGAACGCCGGGACAGCGAAGACGCAGGCGGCGAUCUGUUGGACCUGCUUCUGGCCGCGCAGGGCCAGGACACCGACAGGAAACUGCGAGACCAGAUCCUGUCGAUGGUUCUCGCCGGUCACGAGACCACGGCCAAUGCCUUGGCGUGGUGCUGGUACCUGCUGUCCCUGCACCCGGAAUCCCUUCGCCGCGUCACGGCCGAGGCGGAGGCUCUGCCCGCGGGGCGCCCGCCGGCCUUCGCCGAGCUGGCCGGGCUGACCUAUACGCGCUGCGUCUUCGACGAGGCCUUGCGGCUUUAUCCUCCGCUCUGGACCUUCUCGCGCACGGCGCUUGCCGAAGACGAAAUCGCCGGGCUGCCGGUUGCGGCCGGGACGAACGUCAUGCUGAACGUGUUUGCCGUCCACCGCCGGCCGGAGCUUUGGGACAACCCGGAAGGCUUCGAUCCGGCGCGCUUCGAUCCCGAGACCGGCGACCCGCGCCGCCGCUUCGCAUACUUUCCCUUCAGCGACGGACCGCGCAGCUGUCUUGGCGAGCGCUUUGCGGUUCUCGAAUCCCUCAUCGCCAUCAGUUCGGUGGUGCGCCGCUUCGACCUGCACCUGCUUCCGGGGCAGGACGUCAGGGUUAUGCCCGCGCCCGUCUUGGUGAUCCUGAUCUAUCUGAUCGGGUUGGGUAUCGUUUAUCCGGCGCUGCCCUUCCAGGCCCUGGCCUUGGGAGCGAGCCCGCUUCAGGUGUCGAUGAUCCUGGUCACCGAUACGGCCAUGGUGCUGCUGCUGGCGCCGCUGUUCGGGCGCCUGAGCGACCGCUUCGGCCGACGCGGCGUGACCUGCCUGGCACUGGCGACCGCCCCCUUUGCCUAUCUCCUGAUGGCCUAUGCCGACUCGCUGCUGAUGCUCUUUGCGGCGCGGGCCCUCGCAGGCGUCAGCAACGCGGCGGUGCCGGUGAUCCAGGCGCUCAUGGCCGACAGCACCUGUCCGAAGCGCCGCGUGCACGGGAUGGCCAACGUGAAUUCCGCCUUCGCCCUCGCCUUUAUCGUCGGGCCGCUGCUCAGCCGCAGCUGGCUGCUGGGGCCAGAGGGCGACGACUAUCAGGCGGGCGCCCUGGGUGGCGCGGGCUUUGCCGUUUUGGCGGUUGUCCUGGCUGUCCUCCUGCUGCGGGAGGUCCGCCAGCCGGGGCAGGCCGGAGCCGCUGUCCGGUUCGCCAGCUCGCGGGCAGGCCUCCUGAAGGUUCCGCAGAGGCUGUUUCUGGCGCCUUUGCUGUUGGGGCCCAUCGUGAUCAUGGCGCUUCUGGCCUUCGCCUAUGCGGCGAUGGAAGCGACGCUGGGCCUGUGGUCGGACCGGGUGCUCGCGUGGCGCGCAUCCGACGUCGCCCUGGGGUUCAUCUGCGCCGGCGUGGCCGCCCUGUUCAGUCUCUGGGUUCUGAUUCCGCUGCUCUGCCGGCGCAUCGGCGAGGAAGCCGUCGCCGCCGCUUCGUCCCUCGCCAUGGUCUUCGGCUUGUUGCUCUUCGCCUUCUGGCCCGGCGACCUUGCGAUUGCCUUUGCGAUGAUGCUUCUGGGCGCCGGCGUUGCGACGAGCCUUUCCUGCCUGCAGGCUCUUCUGUCCAAGGCGGCACCGGCUUCGGCGCAGGGGGCGGUGCUGGGCGUCAAUCACGCCGUUCUCAGCAUUGCGCGCAUUCUGGGGCCGAUCUGGGGCGGGUUUGCCCUCGGCAGUCUCGGGACAAGCUGGCCGCAUCUCUCCGGCGCCGUUCUCGUUGUCAGUGCGCUGAUCGCCUUGAUCCUGCUGUACAGGCCGCGCGCGCAGCCCCAGGAGGCAAAGAUGAACGUUGCCAGUUUCCUCGAUGCCACUGCCACCCGAACGCCGGCGGCAACGGCCGUGGUCCACGACGGCAGGCGCUACAGCUACAGGCAGGUGGUGAGGGAGGCCAACAGGGUUGCCAACGGUCUGCAGGCCGAAGGCUUCGGCCCCGGCAGCCGCAUCGCCCUUGCCUGCAACAACAGGCCCGGGUUUCUGGCCGCCUACUACGGCAUCCUCAAGAUCGGCGCGGUUGCCGUCGUGCUCAGCACGACGCUCAGAGAACGGGACAUCCGCUUCCAGCUUGAAGACUCCGGUGCCGAGGCCCUGCUCUGCUUUGAGGGUUGCGGCGACCGGGCCUAUGCCGAUGAAGCCCUGCCGGCAGCCGAUGCCGCGCCGCACUGCGCCAAGGUCUGGGUCAUUCCCGCCCGUCCCGAGGCAGCCUCUACGGUGGCGGGCUAUCCCGCCCUUGCCGAUCUGACGGCCGGUCAGUCAGACCGCUGCGCCACGCGCAGCUACGCAGCUCAGGAGACGGCCGUCAUCCUCUACACCUCCGGCUCGACGGGGCGUCCCAAGGGCGUCGAACUCACCCAGUCGAACCUCAUCGAGAUGGUGCGGAUCAACCGCGGCCUCGCGGCGCCGGCGGCCACCGCCGUGCGGCUGGUUUCGACGCCGCUGUUCCACGUGAUGGGCCAGAUCUGCGGCAUGAACCUGGCGGUUCUCAACGGCGAGACCAUGGUGCUGGUAGAGCGCUUCGAUCCCGCCCUGAUCUGGCGCCUCAUUGUCGAAGAGGCGGCGACCUACUUCGUCCAUAUGCCGAUCUUCUACCGCUACCUGCUGGAGCGCGCUGAUGCGGUGGACACUGCCGCGGUGCGGCGCAGCCUGCGCCUCUGUGCGACCGGUGGCGCGCCGCUGCAGGACGAUCUCCGCACCGCCUUCCAGGCGCGCUUCGGUCUCCCCCUGGUUCCCGGCUACGGCCUGACCGAGGUGACGUCGAUCGUGGCCUGGGGGGCGGAUAUGCCGCUGCCACGGGCAACCACUGUCGGGAAGGUGGUGCCCGGUGUCGAAGCGGUCGUCGCCGACGGGGCCGGCAGGGCGCUGGCGCCGGGUGAGGAGGGCGAGAUUCUGGUGCGCGGGCCCGGGGUGAUGAAGCGCUACCUCAAUCUGCCUGACGUGACAGGGACCCGUCUCAGGCACGGCUGGUUCCACACCGGCGACAUCGGACGCUUCGACGGCUUCGGCCGGCUCGACGUUCUCGGGCGCGUUGACGACAAGAUCCUGCGCGGCGAGGAGCAUAUCUACCCGGCCGAGGUGGAAACGGCGCUCAAAGGCCAUCCGGCGGUCCGCGAGGCGGCGGUCAUCGGGAUUCCCGACGACGUUCUGGGUCAGGAGGCGAAGACCUUUGUGGUGCUCAAGGAAGGCUGCGCCCUCAGCGGCGGCGACCUGCUCGGCUGGCUGGCACGGACGCUGCCCGACGGCAAGUGUCCGGGUCUGCUACAGUUUCAAGAGAGCCUGCCGCUGACCCCGACAGGCAAGGUCGCGCGCCACCUGUUGCGCUAG
This is a messenger RNA of Symbiodinium necroappetens, 5694 nucleotides long. The record is from the annotation of a GenBank genome assembly. Lineage: Eukaryota; Dinophyceae; Suessiales; Symbiodiniaceae.